AGCUGUUAGGCAACCCAUGCUAAGUGUGUGCUGUGUGUGGAGUAAACAAAAUAAUGCAAUAAAAUGCACGAUAAAUGUCAAUAGCAAAGUAAAAGUGUUAAAAGGGCAAAAUGGCGUUUUUUGUUGGUGAGGAAUUUUUGGGCAAACUCAAUUUUUCCAAAAAUGCUUAUAGAAAAUAAGCUGAACUAUUAUAAAUGAAAACGAUUCGGGAUAUAAGUGAAAUAAUUGCGACAUAGAUUGCUUAUUGUGCUAAAGAAAUUUAAUUCAAUUAAAAAGGUGUACGUAGUAAAAUUUUAUUGAACGCCCUCAAUAAACAUCCCCUUGGCACUCCUCUUCAACAAAAACACACAACAAAACAAGUGUUUUUAUGAUGCAUUAUAAGAACUUGUCAUAUGCAGUUUAUACAACACCCAACCUGAAGUCAACAACUAAACAAGUGACGAGGCAUUAAUUGGUGGAAAGGGAAAAUUCUACUAAUAAGAAUUAGGGAAAGUGAAAAUUAAUAUGUGUAUUAUCAUGAAACCAUGAAUUCUUUUUAUUUAAUAUAGAAUAGGAAAAAAUAGUAAAAAGUAAAAAACGCUCAGUGAAGAUAAAUAAUAAAUAAAUAAAUAAUGAGACAAAUUCGAAAAAGAAUGCAGCCCCCUGCUACAAGUUAAGCUGUGUCAUGAAACAUUGGAGUCAGUUAUAAAACUGAAAAUUUCAUUUCGCUUCACUGGAGCGUUAAGUUUUUACAGAAUCAUUUCUAAGCUCCCAGUUUUUUGUUUUUUGUUUUUUUUUUUUGUAAAAUUAUCUAAAACGAGACUGGUGACCAGCUGACAAUCCCAAUCGUACAUCAAUGAAACUAAGCAAUCUAGAGUGCAUAUUUGUAUUAAAAGUACAAUUUAAAUUGGUGCAUUAAAAGAAUUUACUAUAGUACAAUGGAAUUGAAAGUAUGGGUAGAGGGCAUUCAACGGAUUGUAUGCGGUGUUACUGUGAAUACAACUUGCCAGGAUGUGGUGUUUGCGCUGGCGCACGCUACUGGUAAAGUGGGCCGCUUUACACUUAUAGAACGUUGGCGCAAUAAUGAGCGGUUGUUAGCACCAAAUGAAAAUCCGCUGAAAUUAUUAUUAGAAUGGGGUGAAUAUGCCAAUGAUGUGCAAUUUAUUUUGCAGCGAUCAGAGAAUAAGCAACAGCAGUCAACACUACACCAGACACAGCGCCUAGAUAAUUCUUUUGGGAGCAAUAAUAAUAAUAAUAACAAUAACAACAACAACAAUAGCAGUAAUACUAAUAAUGCAGCUGUGAUGUUGAGAAAGCCUCUAGGCUUAAGCAAUAACAAUAGCAAUAGUCAUAAUAUUAAUAGCAACAACAACAACUCAAAUAGUAGCAACUACAAUCAACAGCAAACUAAAUCAGCACACUUAACCAACGUGGACUCAAAUUUGAAUAUAUCACCACACCUUGAUAAAUCACGCGAAUUAAAGAAAAAAAGCUUUGGUGCUCAUGAUGCCAAGCAUAUUGAAAACAUUGGUAUUGUAAAAGGAAUUCAACAACGCAUUGCUAGUAGCAAUACAGACAACAACAACUGCAGCAUCAAUAAUAAUUUGGGCAAACAACAAACACAUGUGCCACAUCAAGAUUCUACACCUUCCCUCACCGGCUCACCACUUUCGCCACAUCUUAUGAGUAUCACAAGCUCACCUAUAUCAUCAAAUGAAAACAGCACUUCUACGUCAUUACCUAAAAUCAUACCGCAUCACGAGAAGUCUCAUUCAAAUCCUACUGAAAUGUCAAGAAAUCAUUCGCAUGCUUUUUCCGAUGGUUCUGGCUUUAUCAAUGGCUCGCCGCAAGUAAGCAAUGAUGGGAAUAAUAAUAACAACAUUUACAAUCAGCUUGGUGCUCAGAAUAGCAAGUCAAUCAAUGAAAUUAAUUUGGCUGUUGUGCGUGAAUCGUUAGAUCGACGCAUUGUCGCCGACAGUCCGGAUGUAUUGUACGCCACUCCUCAUAGUAAUAAAUUUAAUAAUGGUGUUAGCAACAUCAACAGUAAUAAUAACAACAACAACAACCAAAAUAGCAACAACAGCUGUAGCAGUAGUAGCAGUGAAAAUCUUCUUGACAUAUACAAUGGUAAUGUGCAGCGCAGUGGAGGUGAUAUGCCACCAGAUUUAUUGUAUAAAAAUGCGCCAACUAUAUCAGCGAAUGGUGCACUAGUGCCACCACCAUAUCGCGAUCCGCCUCCACCGCGGAAUAGCCCAUUACAACAAUUGCAACAGCAGCACCAAUUCCAUACACAACAAAUUUCCGGCGCACCUCUGAAUAAUUAUAUGCAAGAUUAUGCUAAUCCUGGUGAUUAUGAUGUAGACCUGCAGCGUUUAGGUGGUAUUGGUAGUGGUGGUAGUGCCGGCAGUAUUGAGGAGAGCGAGAGCAUAUUUCAAGCAACACAAUAUAAUGAUUUAUUACAAUUGAUUAAAUUUCAACGAGAAAAAAUUUCAGCACAACAAUUAGAAUUGACUAAAUAUGAUGCUGAGAUUGUUUAUCUAGAAAAUAAAGAACGCGAUCAGGCGCAGGAGCUUGAAGCGAUUUCACGUGAAAUCACCAAAGCAGAUCAAAUAUUUCGGCAAGGCAGCGAGCAGCUGCAAACACUGCAAUACGUGGAGGAAGAGAAUGAACUUGUUAAGCAGCAGGAGAAGACACUAAAAUCGGAGAUUGCUUUAUUGCGCUCCAAAUUGGCUAAUUGCGAAACUGAGUUAUUACAAUGCAAGAACAAAAUACGGUUACUAAUGAACGAUAUUGAGGUGGAGCAGCGUAGCAGUACUACUAAACAGAAGGCGAAUAGACAAAACGUAGAGCGUGAUUUUCUUAUGGAAAUGGAACGUAUACAAAGUGAAAUCGAUCAAGCCAUACACAACACUGAUACAUCUAAUAAGACAGCAGAAAAUUUGAAAAAGGAAAUUUUAUUAAUCGAAAAUGCGAUAACAGAGAAGAAACGACAGGUUGAACAAUUGGUCAAUGAAAUGAAGGAAGUAAAUUUGCAAAGUCUCACUGUAACUACAUCCGAUGAGAUUAAACAUUUUCUAGAAGGUUCAAAUAAACCUGGCAGCAGUCGCCGUAUAAUCGGUUCACCAAGACAGCUGGAAAAUGCUGUGCCAACUAGUAAGAAUCCGCAUGGCGUUUGGGUGUAAUGUUAGAGCCAUAGUUUUUAAUAAAUAAAAAUGAAAACACUAUGAUAAAUUAAAAAAAGAAAACACCAAGACAUAAUUUGUAUUUCAGAUAUUUCACUUUGAAACUGAAACAAUUUUUAUUCCAUUUAGCAACAUGUACACAUAUUAUUAUAAACA
Molecule: messenger RNA, 3317 nt
Organism: Ceratitis capitata (Mediterranean fruit fly)
Lineage: Eukaryota; Metazoa; Arthropoda; Insecta; Diptera; Tephritidae
Gene: RASSF8
Product: hybrid signal transduction histidine kinase E
Exons: 8
Coding region: 918-3161 (747 amino acids)
Biological process (GO): signal transduction
Source: RefSeq, a predicted model, not a curated record